GUUUAUGUUGAUUUAUCGAUGAAAUCACUAAUACGAUAACGGGCCAAUGUGAACAUAAAUACACUUUCGAGCCAACACGCUACUGUUGUAGCCGCGCUUAUUUUCGCGCCGCCGUAUUUACUGGCGUGUAUUGAUGGUUUGUCUUUGAAAUCCAUAACACAUACCGCCUACACUCGCCGGCAAAUACAUCUGGGGGCUACUGCCGCCGAUACCUCGCCUACAACCGAUGGAUAGCACGGGUUGUUCGGGUGACGACGAUGACAAAACGAGGGAAAAAGACAACGAACACCGUGCAAUGAAACCGAAACUGAAAUACUCGUUAUCGUACUGCCCAUCCAUGUCUCGGCCGUUGGAUUUCAGCGUCAAAGGUCCCGUGCCGAUUUACAUACAUAAAAAACAGAAGGUGCUGACCGGCUGCUCGUACAUAGAACUAAAACUACAGAAACACUCAAAGGUGGGCGAGAUAACGUUCAGAAACUAUUACACAGCCAGCGUGAGCAUUUUGCUACUGAGAUCCAACACACAGGGUCCGACGGUGGGUUCGAGAAACUGGGAAAUAGGCAUUAAGAACAGGAUUCUAAUGAAACAACCACACUGCGAGAACGGCGCUCAAGACUAUUUCUCAUUGUUUUCCACGGAGGUAUGGAAUAACGUUUCAAAACUAAAAAUCAUACUCAGACAACCAUCGCCGAUGUGUAAGACGUUCCAUUUAGAAGAAAUCAAACUGUACGCGGACGUGCCGCGUUUUGGAAGACCGUUCUUCGAGCAAAAACUACCUUUAUACCUAAUAAACAAUACCACAGCAGCUAUAACAUGGAAACCGAAUUCAAAAACAAAUGAAAUGUCAUCCGUAUACAAAUCAGAUAUAAAUAAGAAAACACAGUUUGGUUAUGUAGUUGAACAAGUGCCAAGCAGUUAUGACAGUUCAAAAAUAAUAUAAAAUAUAAAAACCUUUAGAAAAAGAUUUAUGUCAUCAAACUAUAACAUAAAUAUAUUUAACACUGAUAAAUUAUAAUAA
Sipha flava (yellow sugarcane aphid) is the source of this 1018-nucleotide messenger RNA. RefSeq lists its product as uncharacterized. The transcript has 6 exons. The record is from RefSeq and is a predicted model, not a curated record. Lineage: Eukaryota; Metazoa; Arthropoda; Insecta; Hemiptera; Aphididae. Bases 227 to 940 code for a protein of 237 amino acids. Gene Ontology annotation, cellular component: nucleoplasm.